This is a messenger RNA of Chenopodium quinoa (quinoa), 1713 nucleotides long. RefSeq names its product protein BCCIP homolog. Gene Ontology annotation, cellular component: nucleus. Bases 535 to 1515 code for a protein of 326 amino acids. The record is from RefSeq and is a predicted model, not a curated record. The transcript has 9 exons. Lineage: Eukaryota; Viridiplantae; Streptophyta; Magnoliopsida; Caryophyllales; Amaranthaceae.
CGGUCAGGGUUCAGUCCCAACUUAAUCGAUCCGAAUUUCGGUUUUUAAAAUUUUAAUUUUUGGUCUUCGAUCCGACUCGGGUUAGUCUGAUCUAAUCCGAUCUUGAACCGAUAAACACCACUACCACCGGUUAAGUUAAGAAUAUUAAUGAUCAAAAUUGACAAAUCUAAACCUAAUUUGUUCGCAAGCGGUAAUAUGUAGUGUUAAAUUUUUUCCAAUACAAUAAAAUACAAUUAAAAAAAAUAAAAAUAAAUACGUAAAUGAACUUUUCCUUUUUCCUUAAAAAAAAAAAAAAAAAAAAUGAAAAAUUUCCUUCAAUUUUUUUUUUUUAAUAAAAAAAACCUAAGAUGAGAAUUAAUUCUAACGUCGAGUCGAAGUGUCGAACUGUAGAAGUAGUAAGCGACUAAGCGUGUGGUUUUUCACUCAGGCGCUGCACACCCCUUCCUCCUCUGUUGAAGCAUACUCUGAGUUCUCCGUUGAAGCGGCUUCUUAGCUUUCUCUCCUCCAUUGAAGCAGCUUUUGAGAUAUAAGGGGAUGCCUCGAAAACCACGAAGAAGUGGCCAGCUGGUGCCUCGACCUUUUGCGUUUUCAUCAUUUGCUCGUUCAGUAACUAGAGUUGCCACAGCUUGCUCAUCAAAAAAUAAAGUUUCUAAUUCAAAAUCUGACAGAACUUCUUCAAAGUUAAUAGCAAAUAGAUCUAGUAGGAAGCACAAUUUGAAGGAGAACAGUUCAGAAUCUGAAUCUUCUGAAGAAGAAGAAGCUCCUGAAGAAGUAAUUCAGGCAGAUUUUGCCUUUUUUGACCCCAAGCCUGAUGACUUUCAUGGAGUAAAGAUGUUGCUACAGAGCUAUCUUGAUGAUAAGGUGUGGGACUUGAGUGGGUUUGUAGACUUAAUAUUAGCGCAAACAACAGUGGGCUCUGUGGUCAAGAUAGAAGAUGAUGAAGAUGAGGGAUUGUUUGCACUUCUUACAGCUUUGAACUUAGGAAGAUAUAAGGAUAAUAAGUGUAUCACUGAUGUAAGAGACUACUUGCUAAAAGUAUGUGAGGAAAAGAAUGUAGUUGGUGAUCUAAAAAGACUUCUAGGAGACCAAGCUGACCAUGUUGGUCUAGUGGUUUCUCAGCGUGUUACAAAUCUUCCUCCCCAGCUUCUGCCACAUCUUUACAAUGCCCUUUUUGAUGAAAUUUCGUGGGCUACUGAAGAUGAGCCAACAAAAGAUCUCCGUGAAUCAUUUCGCUUCAAACAUUAUUUACUGGUAACCAGAAUAUAUAAGCAGAAGAUAGGACAAAAGAGGAAGGCAUCUUCUAGUAGCGAUGAUGAGGAUAUUAUAUAUGUAAAACCAGAAGAUGAACUUUUGUUCGAGCUUUGUUCAUGGUCAUUUACUUUCCCCUUGCACAUUCAGCCUCCAGCAAGUCAAGAGUUAAAAAAUUAUCGACUAAUGGGACUAGUGAUGGCUGUUGAGGCAGACAAAGCACCAGCAUUCCGAGAAAAGUUGCGGUCACUAAUUGAUGAUUCUUGAUUUCUUUUCUUGUAUUAUCCUUCAGUUGAAAAAUUUUGGUUUUCCGGACAACGUUUCACCAAAAUACACAUCUUGCGAUUGUAGGCUUUGUAGUUUGCAGUAAAGAGCUUGUAUGGUUUAUUGGUAAGAUUUGUAUGAAUAGAUGGACAAUUUUUCUAUAUGGAAAUGAGAACACAAACAAACAAACAAACAAACAAA